CAUUCAGGAAGUUUAGAGCUGGACCGGAGUUCCAAAUUUAUUCUCACUUGAACGCGUCCGUUGAACGUCGACCCCGUCAUAGGCAUUAAAAUUACACCUCUACCAUGGCUUCUUUCGAGGAUUACGAUGAGUUUGGAAACUAUAUUGGCGCGGACUUGGGCUCGGAUGAAGAGGAGGAAGAAGCUCUGCAACAGGACUUUCGUCAGGUACCCCAACAGCAGUCCGCGACAUUGGAGGGAUACGAUGACGAGCCUAUGCCGCCUGCGGAGGGUGCACUGAUGGAGAUCGAUGAGCCCGUCCAUAAUGCUGUUGUUCUGCAUGAGGACAAGCAAUACUAUCCAUCAGCAGAGGAUGUUUACGGUCCAGACGUAGAGACUCUUGUCCAGGAAGAAGAUGCUCAACCGCUUUCCGAACCCAUUGUUGCUCCUAUCAAAGUGCGGAAAUGGACGGUGGAGGAGAAGGACAUGCCACAGACGCGAUUUGACAAGGGUUUUUUGCUGAAUAUGAUGUCAUUCCCGGAGAUGAUUCGCAACGUCGCUGUGGUGGGCCACUUGCAUCACGGAAAGACCGCGCUCAUGGAUAUGCUGGUUUUUGAGACGCAUAAACUCGCAUGGGAUGCGGAUAAACCGACAAGAUAUACGGAUAUUCAUGUUUUGUCGCGAGAACGAGAAAUUUCUAUCAAGUCUUCGCCGAUGUCUCUCGUCCUAUCCACGACAAGUGGCAAGUCACAUCUGGUGCACCUCGUUGAUACUCCAGGACACGUGAAUUUUGUUGACGAAGUUGCUUCUGCAAUGCGUCUUGUUGAUGGAAUACUACUGGUUGUAGAUGUUGUUGAAGGUAUGAUGGUCAAUACCGAAGCAAUCCUUCGACAUGCUCUGCAAGAGGGCAUCAAAAUCACCCUUGUUGUGAACAAAAUCGACAGGCUUAUCCUCGAAUUACGUAUCAAGCCUGCAGACGCCUAUUACAAAAUCAAGCAUACAAUUGAAGAAAUCAAUACCUUUAUCAGUGGUAUUGAUCCAGACCCGGAACUACGACUCAGUCCUGAAAAUGGAAAUGUCGUGUUCGCCAGCACCGAUAUGAGUUGGUGCUUCACUCUUCGUUCCUUCGCCCAAAUGUAUGCGGACACUUUUGGUUCCCUUGACGUUACAGCAUUCGCCGACCGCCUUUGGGGCGAUAUAUACUUUAAUGCAGAGACACGGAAGUUCACCAGGAAAGCUGCGGACCCCGAGCAAUCCCGCACAUUCGUGCACUUCAUCCUUGAUCCCCUGUAUAAGCUCUACAGUCACGUGCUGAGCGAGGACACGGAAGACCUGAAAAGUACCCUUGCAUCGUUGAACAUAUCUCUAAAGCCAGUGAUGUACAAGAUGGAUGUGAGGCCUCUGCUGAAGGCUAUUUUGGACCAGUUCUUUGGACCUGCCACUGGACUAGUUGACAUGAUUGUGGAGCAUAUUCCGUCACCUUUGCAAGGAGCAGCCAGCAAGGUCGAGCGGACAUACACUGGCUCACAAAUGUCUGAUAUCGCUGUGGCAAUGAAAGCUUGCGAUACUGAAGCGCCCGUAAUGGUCCAAAUCUCGAAGUUGUAUCAUACAACAGAUGCCCAGUCAUUUAGGGCCUUCGGUCGCGUCAUGAGUGGCACCCUUAGGAAGGGCACACCGAUCAAAGUACUUGGUGAGGGAUACUCACCAGAAGACGAGGAAGACAUGGCGAGGGCUACCGUGGAAGACAUAUGGAUAAGCGAAGCUCGAUACUUCAUCCCGGCCGACGAGGUUCCCGCAGGCAACCUCGUCCUUAUUGCAGGAGUCGACGCGUCCAUUUCCAAGACCGCCACUCUCGCUGACCCAUCCAUCGACGACGAUCUCUACAUUUUCCGGCCUAUUAAGCACAUGACAGAGUCAGUGCUUAAAAUUGCCAUUGAACCAAUAGCGCCGUCUGAGCUACCCAAGAUGUUGUCUGGCCUACGAAGCAUCAACAAGAGCUACCCUCUCGCUGCCACGAAAGUUGAGGAAAGUGGUGAACAUGUGCUCAUCGGUACAGGCGAAUUGUAUCUGGACUGUGUCAUGCAUGACCUUCGGAGGCUAUUUGCUGAGAUCGAGAUCAAGGUGUCGGAUCCAGUCACCAAAUUCUGUGAAACUGUAUUGGAGACGAGUGCACUAAAAUGCUAUGCGGACACGCCAAAUAAGAAGAACAAACUUACCAUGAUCGCGGAGCCUUUGGAAAGAGGUAUUGCCGAAGAUAUUGAACGGGGGAGGGUCACCAUGCGGAUGACCCCGAAGGAACGCGGUACAUUCUUUCAGGAUAAAUACCAGUGGGAUUUGUUGGCAUCAAGGUCAAUAUGGGCGUUCGGUCCCGACGAUAGCGGGCCGAACAUUUUGCUCGAUGAUACCUUACCCUCUCAGGUUGAUAAAAAAUUGCUUGGAACUGUGAAGGAACAUAUCAAGCAAGGCUUCCAGUGGGGAGCUCGCGAGGGUCCUUUGUGCGAUGAACCUAUGCGUAAUGUGAAGUUCCGGAUACUGGAUGCAAGCCUAGCUCAAGAGCCAAUCUUCCGUGGUGGUGGACAGAUUGUCCCUACUGCGCGUCGUGUGUGCUACUCAUCGUUUUUGAUGGCCACGCCACGCCUCAUGGAGCCGAUUUACUACGUUGAAGUGCAGGCACCAGCUGACUGUAUAUCAGCUGUAUACACUGUUCUAGCCCGACGCCGGGGGCAUGUUACGCAAGACAUCCCCAAGGCCGGCUCGCCGUUAUAUACGGUUAAAGCCUUGAUUCCUGUGAUAGACGCGAAUGGGUUCGAGGCCGACCUUCGAACUGCCACGCAAGGUCAGGCGUUCUGCUUGCAGGUGUUCGAUCACUGGUCGAUAGUUCCUGGUGAUCCUACUGACACGAGCAUCAAACUUCGGCCAUUAGAGCCUGCAUCAGGACAAGCAUUAGCUCGGGAUCUCGUAUUGAAGACGCGGCGGCGCAAGGGUCUGGGUGAUCAGAUUGCUGUGUCCAAGUACUUGGAUGAUGAGUUUGUGUUGGCGCUAUCUGCGUCUGGGCAUGCUGAUCUACUUGGUUGGCCACAUUUCAUACCGUCAUCGCUCGUUUUCGAUUUUCUACUGUCUCUGGUCCUUCGUAUUCUUAAAAUGCGAAGCGUAGCGCUUUCCGUUAUCCUCGUUGUCGCUGCUGCAAGCGCGUCAGCGUCAGAGGACUCCAAACCUGUAUUCAAGGCAACAGAGAUUCAAGCUCCUUUCAUUGAGCAAUUCACUGACGACUAUUCUGAACGCUGGACACCUUCGGAGGCAACCAAGAAGACACCAGUCGGCGGUGAGAUAUUCUCCUACGUCGGUAAAUGGGAGGUCGAGGAACCCGAGACACCCCUCAUUGAGGGCGAGAAGGGCCUCGUCGCCAAGUCCAAGGCUGCUCACCACGCUAUCUCUGCACCUUUUGCCACCCCUGUCGACUUCAAAGACAAGCCCCUCGUCGUUCAGUACGAGGUCAAGUACCAGAAGGGCGGGAACUGUGGUGGUGGUUACAUUAAACUUCUUGAGGAUGGCUUCCAGACCAGCGGGAAGGAAUUCUCAGAUACCACCCCUUGGGUUGUGAUGUUCGGACCUGACAACACUUGCCCUGGCACCAAGCUGCACUUCAUCUUCCGCCAUCAGAACCCGGUCACUGGUGAAUUCGAGGAGAAGCACCUUUCUUCGCCUCCGAAACCCACCUUUGGCAAGAACACUAACCUUUACACCCUCAUUGUCAACCCUGAUAACACGUAUGACGUACUCUUCAACGGAGAAAGUCAGAGCUCGGGCAGCCUUCUUGAGGAAUUCACUCCCCCUGUCAACCCUGCGAAGGAGAUUGACGACCCCGAAGAUAAGAAGCCUGAAGACUGGGUUAACGAGAAGAGGAUUAGUGACCCCGACGCUGUAAAGCCCGCGGACUGGGAUGAGACUGAGCCUUACGAGAUUUUGGAUGAGGAUGCUGUGAAGCCCGAGGGUUGGUUGGACGACGCACCCGCGAACAUUCCUGAUCCGGAUGCCGACAAGCCUGAAGAGUGGGACGACGAGGAAGAUGGUGACUGGAUCGCGCCCACAGUCCCCAACCCGGCUUGUGAUGAGGCUCCUGGAUGCGGUGAAUGGAAACGCCCCUACAAGGCCAACCCUGCAUACAAGGGCAAGUGGUACGCGCCUAUGAUCGAUAACCCUGCCUACAUCGGCGAGUGGGCCCCGCGCAAGAUCCCCAACCCUGACUUCUUUGAGGAUCUAGAGCCAGUCAAGCACCUAAACAAUAUCGGGGGUGUUGGUAUCGAACUUUGGACCAUGACUGAGGACAUCCUGUUCAACAACAUCUACGUCGGUCACUCCAUUGACGACGCGAAGUCUCUGGCCGCCGAGACCUACGAGGUCAAGAAGCACCUUGAGGCAGCUCUCUCUGCUCAGAAGGACGUCGAUGAUGAAGGCGACUACUACAUCCCUCCCUUCUUGGAGGAUCCUAUCUCCCAUAUCCGUGGUAAAAUUGCUCAGUUCCUUGACGCUGCUCGGGAGGACCCCUUAUCAGCCAUCAAAGCCCACCCGGAAACAGGUGUUGGUCUCGCUGGUGUUGUCUUCACUCUUUUCGGGAUGCUUGCUGCUCUAUUCGGCGUGAUUGGCUCGCAGCAAACAAAACCUGUUGCCAAGGCAAAGAAAACGGACACUUCUACCCCCGAUGACAAACAAAAGACUGACAGCACGCCCGUUGCGCCUGCAGGAGGCGAGAAGAAGGACGCAGGCCCUGCCAAGAAACGCAAGUAGAAGCAUUGAGAUCGUUCUCGCGUAAGCGUACGAAGGGUCGCGAGGAUAUGCGUGCCCAGCGGCUACCACUAUAAUUUACUAGUAUUGAUUUUGUUCAUCGUUUGCCUGCUCGGGCCCGGGGAAGUAAAAUGUAUGGACUGCCAUAUUAUUGUAAAGUUGACGCUCGUCUUCAUUCAUGAAGACCAAUGUCACGAUAGUACGUGGUAUCCGAGUACGAGGACAGUGAGGUUAUUUUUGGAAUGUCAAAGUUCAGACGCAGCA
Messenger RNA from Suillus discolor, 5024 nucleotides. Its product is annotated as Calreticulin family-domain-containing protein. Gene Ontology annotation, cellular component: U2-type catalytic step 2 spliceosome; U4/U6 x U5 tri-snRNP complex; endoplasmic reticulum. Gene Ontology annotation, biological process: protein folding; mRNA splicing, via spliceosome. Gene Ontology annotation, molecular function: calcium ion binding; GTP binding; U5 snRNA binding. NCBI's taxonomy places the organism in Eukaryota, Fungi, Basidiomycota, Agaricomycetes, Boletales, Suillaceae. The transcript has 21 exons. The record is from RefSeq and is a predicted model, not a curated record. Bases 105 to 4763 code for a protein of 1552 amino acids.